UGUGUCAGAGUCAGAUGUACAAUUUUUAUUGUUUCAUUUGAGAAUGUGAUUUGAAUUCAAGUGAAAAUGAGUAUGUCUCUCAGAAAAGUGCUAUUUCUCACCAAAUCACUGUGUAUUAGAAGCAGUCAGCUUCAUUCAAACAGUUUUUUUAGACAAAAUAUUUCCUUACUUUCUGUUAAUGCUUGCCGCUUCUACUCAGCAGAAAACACAGGCAAUAAAAAUAAAGAUGACAAACCUCCACAGAAAGUAGAGAUAUUGGGUAGAUUUUUUCCACAAGCCCCUCUUAGUACACCUGAUGCUCAAGAAAUUAAAAAGGAGCAGGAGAAGUUUGAGCAGGAGCAAAAAGAGAAGUCACAGGAAAAUGAAAAGAGUUGGAGGAGAAUGAAAAUCGGAUUUGCAGUAUUUGGUGGAGCAAUGGCUAUGUUUGGUGGGUGUAUGGUGGUGGAAAUGGGGGCUCCCCGCAAGGGAGAUGAUGGUCAGCCACUGGAGGAUGAGUUCUCACAAUUACCUAUUGUUCUGCAAUAUGUGAAACGAACAUGGAAGGAACUUACUUUUUAUGAAAAGAUGAUCAAAGAGCCUUCACGUGAGAAGCUGCUGCCUGACCCUCUGCCACCUCAGUAUCAGCCCACGUACACACUGGUCCUCGAAUUCACUGAUGUUCUGGUUCAUCCCGACUGGUCGUAUCAAACUGGGUGGAGAUUUAAGAAGAGGCCCGGUGUCGAUCAGUUCCUACAAACAGUUGCUAGUUCUGAUUACGAAGUGGUUAUAUUCACAUCGGAAAACGUUUUCAUGAUAUGGCCCGUCUUGGACAAACUUGAUCCAGAAAAUAAGUUGAUAUCGUACCGCCUGUUCAGGGAUUCCACUCACUUUAUUGACGGAGUCCAUGUCAAGAAUUUGGAGGGACUCAAUAGGGAUCUAUCAAAGGUUAUUGUAGUUGAUUGGAAUAAACAAGCCACCAAGUUCCAUCCUGAGAAUGCGUUAAUAUUGAAGAAAUGGAAGGGAGCUGACGACGAUACAUCGCUUUUGGACCUAGCUAAUUUAUUACAGGCAAUAGCAAUGUCCAACGUGUCAGAUGUGAGAGAAGUGUUGACAUACUACGGCCAGUUUGAAGACCCAAUAGCGGCGUUCCGCGAGAACCAGCGGAAGCUCAUGGAGCAGAUGCAGCAGCAGCCCACACCGGAGCCCACCAGGUCCUGGCUCCACACCUUCACGAGACGCUAAG
Aricia agestis (brown argus) is the source of this 1222-nucleotide messenger RNA. Its product is annotated as mitochondrial import inner membrane translocase subunit TIM50-C-like. The record is from RefSeq and is a predicted model, not a curated record. Gene Ontology annotation, molecular function: phosphoprotein phosphatase activity. NCBI's taxonomy places the organism in Eukaryota, Metazoa, Arthropoda, Insecta, Lepidoptera, Lycaenidae. The coding region runs from base 67 to 1221 and encodes 384 amino acids. The transcript is spliced from 7 exons.